AUAAAAUAAAAAAAUGGAGAAAACUGUCAAAAAUUUUACAACAAACGUGCGGUAAUGGGAAAGCGUCUUGGUUCAGGACAUUUUUAGUAGUAUUAUUUACCCACAAGCAGCAUUAUUAUUUAUUACUAUCAGAAAAGGAAAGGAGUUUUGCUUAUUUAACGCAAAAAGAUGGGCUCUUCAAAAAAGCACAAGAAACACAAAUCUGAGCGACGAGAGAAAUAUGAAGAAUAUAGCAAUAAUAUGGAUCCUACACAACUGCAACGUGGUCUGAAACUAAUUUUAAAAGUUGGCUCGAACUCCACCCCAGAAUACAGUGGUGACUCUCCGCUUGCCGGUCCACCUACCGCUGCAGAGGCAAUGAUGUCUGCCGCACCAAGUAGCCCGAUGGCUGAGGAUGAGCAUCCUGAAGACUAUCACGGGGAAAAGCAUAAAAAAUCCAAGAAGAAGAAAAAAAAGAAGGAUCGGGAAAAGAAGCACAAACAUCAUAAAGAAAAGCGGCACCGUGGCGAGCGUCAUGAGCAAGCAAGCGGUGGCGAAGGGCAUGAUGCAUCUGCCGAGGUGCCAAAUGAAGACAGUAAGCUAGAAGAAAUCGCACCAGCUACGGUCACGACAGUGCCUUUUGUACAUCGCAGUCCGAAAAAUAUAGCACAACCGACACUGGAUGGUGACUCAAGUCAAGAUGGUUUCAGCUUUAUGGAAGAUGGAGAUUCGCAACCAUUGCCAGAAAAUAUACUUCUAUAUGCUGGUAUUACAACGGAUAACUCACCCUCUUGCCGACCAGUGUCAAAGCCCAUUGUGCCAAGAAAAGUUGAUGAUAUGCUCUUGGAUUCACCAGCGUCUUCAUCAAUGCAAUCGUCAUCGCUAGGUGCUGGUGUUAUAGAAGCGGUCAGUCCAACAAAACCCCUACAAGAUCUCCUUAUUCCAUCGCCCUCAGCUUCAACUGCAGCUUCGACGCCGGGUGGAGCUAGUUCUUUGGCAGGGUUAACACCUAAAGCAUUGGAAGCACCCAAAACACCAAGUUCAUCAAGCGAAUCAGGCCGAGAGCCUCGAACUUGUGUACUAAAACUCAAACAGCAAAAGUCACCAUUGAACAAGUUAUUAGACCAUUUAUUGCGUUUUCUGGAAAAAAGAGAUCCGCAUCAAUUCUUCGCUUGGCCUGUCACCGAUGAUAUUGCUCCUGGUUAUUCAUCAAUAAUUACUAAACCAAUGGAUUUCUCAACGAUACGUCAGAAAAUAGAUGAUAGUGAGUACGGCACUUUGACCGAAUUUACUGACGAUUUUAAGUUAAUGUGCGAGAAUGCUAUCCGCUAUAAUCAUGUCGAUACGGUUUAUCAUAAAGCCGCAAAAAGGCUACUUCAAGUGGGCACCAAACACCUCUUGCCUGAAAAUCUAAUGCGUAGCCUGAAACCACUAUCGGGUUACAUGCGAGAUCUCACGGCGAAAGAGCUAGGCUUCGAUAUACACGGCGAUUUCGGUAAUUACGACCAUCACGCUACCAUCGAUUCGGCAGAUGAGGGUGCUUCAACAGGUGCCGAAGAACCAACUCCUGCCCAGUUGGAAGAGGAAGAGAAACGGCGUGCAAUUCGACUGGAAAAUGAGCCGAAAACCCGUUUUGAACCGUAUGUGGACGAUCUCACCUCCGAAGAGAUACUAGCGCAAGUUCAAGGAGCGGCCCGGGCUGCAAAAAAGCGGCUUUCUGCAAAAGAGAAAGCGCAUAGAAUGGGAUUUUUACGACAAAACCGAGAUGGCACCACUUCCCUAAAUGUGUUAAUUAAAGAUGAGAACGAAGGCCCAGAAAAGGUAGUUAGCCUUGGUGAACUAGUAGGCAAAAUGCAGUCUGGUUCAGGGCAACUUCUUUCUUCACGAGAAGACAAGCGGAAUGAAGUAAAAAUGGUGAAACCACUUAAUUAUGGCGCCUUUGCAUCUUUCGCGCCAAGUUUUGACUCUCGUUUUUCAAAUUUAAGCCGAGAAGAAACACAGUUGGUAAUGCGUACCUAUGGUGAUGCUACAAGCACAGAAUAUGCAGAGAGCAUUUUACAAUUCACCAACGACUCCAAUUAUGCAUCGAUGCUAGCCAAUGGUUUAUUGGACAUGCUAACUACUGGCGAGCAUAGCAAAACAAUGUCCGAUCUUUACGAUAUGCAAGUACAAAACCAUGAACAAAAUGAAGUAUUCAAGUGUUUUAGCGCAUGCGGUGGCUUUGGUGGACUUCAAACUGUAAAUACAACUUCAGAAUCUCGGGAGCAAAUCGAAGAAGAAUAUGAAAAGUACAAAAAUACUCGCAUUGAUUUCAAUCGCUUACGUACAUUGAAAGAUCUUGGUAUCGAUAUAGACUUUCUUGAUAAUAUCGAGGCAGAAAUGAAAAAUUUCGAAUUGACUCGGCGUCUUCAGGAGCAUUUAAGCAAUAAUCUAAAUUUGAUAGAGAAACUGCGCGCCACGCAACAUGAACGACUCUCUCAGCCACUGCCGCAACACCUGGCCUAUGUACCGCAAGCUAGUGCCGAAGAAGUGCAUCUAGCACACCAAAUUACUCAACAACUCAGUGAUGUUGCAAAGAAAUUACCACCAUCGGCUGUUGUUGAUCCGUAUAGCCUACGUAAAGCAAUGGGCAUGUCAAAUGUGGGCCUACCUCCUUUGGCUCCGCCAGCCAACCAUCGUGUACCCGUGCCAGAAGUGCUUCAACAACCAGUGUCAAUACCCCAAAUACAAUUACCAUCGCAAAGCACAGCUAGCAUCGCGGAUAAGAAUGCUGUGAAUGUUCCUGCCGCUACUAUACCCAUGGAAAUAGAUGAUGAGGAGUUGCGCGAAAUUCUUGAGAGCGGCAGCAGUGGUAUACACGCAUCCACAAGCGCAGACGAGAAUCCUUGGUUAUAGAGUUAUAUACAAAAAACAUAUGAAAAUUAUUUAUAGUUAUAUUUCAGUUCUUAUGCAGUCUCAACGCAUUUAUUGUAAACAAUUUUUGGAAUUAAUUCUGCUUACACAAAAUAAAGGCGAAGCGCUUUCCGUAUAAUUUUAAUUCAAACA
Messenger RNA from Anastrepha obliqua, 3024 nucleotides. RefSeq names its product bromodomain-containing protein 7 (gene Brd7-9). The record is from RefSeq and is a predicted model, not a curated record. Lineage: Eukaryota; Metazoa; Arthropoda; Insecta; Diptera; Tephritidae. The coding region runs from base 169 to 2874 and encodes 901 amino acids. Gene Ontology annotation, biological process: regulation of transcription by RNA polymerase II. The transcript is spliced from 5 exons. Gene Ontology annotation, cellular component: nucleus.